Molecule: messenger RNA, 981 nt
Organism: Magnolia sinica
Lineage: Eukaryota; Viridiplantae; Streptophyta; Magnoliopsida; Magnoliales; Magnoliaceae
Exons: 1
Coding region: 1-981 (326 amino acids)
Source: RefSeq, a predicted model, not a curated record
AUGCAGAUCCAUACAACAACGGAUGUGAUGAUGUGUAGGGGAUUUUCUAUCACCCUUACAGGAUCCGCUCGGAGUUGGUACCGUCAGCUCAAACCCAAUUCCAUUAGUUCCUUCGCAGAUUUAAGUCGACUAUUCCUUACCCAAUUCAUUAGUGGCAAGAGAAGUCAAAAACCUAACACUCACCUACUCACCAUCAAGCAAGGGCCAAAAGAGUCUUUGAAGGACUACAUUGCUCGCUUCAACAAGGAAGUGUUGCAGGUGGAAGACUACGAUGACAAAAUGGCGCUUGCAGUAGUGUUCAGUGGUCUGAGAGAAGGAAGGUUCACUUUCUCUAUUGGGAAGAACCCGCCGAAGACGUUAGCAGACUUCGUGGCAAGAGCUCAUAAGUACACUAAUGCAGAGGAGUUUACUAACGCUUGCAAGAGUGUGCAAGUAACUGACGCAGCUAACAAAGGGAAGAGGCCUAGGAAUGAAGAAUCCCAGCCGACCGGCAAAGGGGCAGAUGACCGCGCCCCUCACGAUUGCCAACCGAACCGGAGACCGGAAGGGAAAUUUUGUUCCUACACCCCCCUCAAUUCAUCUGCCGAACAAAUCCUGUUAGAUAUCCGGGGAGAGAAACUUCUAAAUUGGCCUAUUUAUAUGAAGGCUAACCUAGAGCAUCGAGACAAGAGGAAGUUCUGUCGUUUUCACCGGGACCACGGCCACAAUACAGAUGAUUGUGUGGAUCUCAAGGAUGAAAUCGAGUCCCUUAUUCGCAAAGGACAUUUGCGUCGAUAUACUAAAAAAGAGAGAUCCACUCGGAAGGAAGAACGGGACCAAGAACGACCGAAUAACCCCACGGAAGAACCCGCUGAAAUCCUCACCAUUUUCGGGGGCUUAACCGGGGGAGGGGAUUCAAACAGAGCCCAAAAAACCUUCUCUCGGAAGUUCGAUCUCGAACACUAUGUCUAUUUGACCGAGCGACCUGGCAAGGAGCUCUAG